UUGACGGUCGAUGAGUUACCGAUAUUAAAAAAGUCAAUUGGAAAAUGUAAAUCAAAUUGUUCGGAGAGAUGUAGAGAAAAAAAUGGAUCUAAGGAUGAUUUUUUAAAAAAAGAGAGCAAAGAAAAUGAAGAUAUUAAAGUAAUAAAGAGAGGAGAAAAGGAUGGAAAAAGUUUAGAGAGCGAUGAGUGGACUUUUGUAGACGUCGAGUACAACAAGAAGCCGAUAAAAUUGUUUAAGGCUAUAGAUGAGAAAAAAAAUCGUAAAGAGAAAAAUUGUGAUUUAUAUUGUUAAAUUUUAGUAUGGAUUGUUUUAUAAAGUUGUUAUAUAGAGGGAAGAUUUUAAAGGGGUAAUGGAAAUUUUUUUUCAGCGCACCAGAAGUUGUUUGAUUAUGUUGUUGUUAAAUUUGUAAAAAGAGUUUCUACAGACUCGGUGGUGGUUGUCAACAAGCUUUUUCGGCCCUCUUAUUCUUCUCAAGAGUUUGGAGAUGACAGAGGGGGAAAUAGUGAUUUUGAGGAUAUGGCUGACUCUAUUUUAAGCUUUCAGGGGAUUGAUGACCAUCAGAGUAUUAGUACUAUGGAGAUUUUACCUAGACUAAACCGACACUAAAUGACGCAAUAAAUUAAAUAAUCUCAAUCUUGGUCUCUUUCAUCAUCAUCAUCAUCAUCAUCUUUUUCUUCUUGUUCUUAUUGUCAACAGAGAGUAGGAUGUUAACUUUCUUUAGUCGCUAAAAUGAAUCUAAAGAAUCAAGUCUUUAUAUUAUCGCUUACAUUAAUCUCUAUCGCCAUUAGUGCUGUUAAAUCCCAACAAAAAGUCAGCAAAAAUAGUGUCGAAGGGUGUGGAGAGUGUGCUUAUUACCGAUGCCCUGAAAAUUCUACCAAGUGCUUACUGGGCUCUGUUAAGGAUCCUUGUAAUUGUUGCAAAGCCGGAAAGUGCGCGAGACUUGAAGGUGAAACAUGCUGGAAUUCGAGUAUCGCCAAAUUGCCCCUGAUUAAUCGCAAUGAAGGUUAUUGCAGCAAUAAUUACCGUUGUUUAUUGAGAGAUGACCUACUUGAACAGGACAGCCCAGAAGCAAUAUGUGUGUGUAUGGAACAAAGCCCGGCAUGCGGAAGCAACAAUAUAACUUACGCGACACCAUGUGCAUUGCACGAGGAGGCAAUAAGGGUGAAAAAUAAAUCCCUUAAACUUAAACACCUCGGGCCGUGUCUGAGCCGGCCCUGGAUUAUCGCUCCCCUUGAUAAUGUAUUUGUUAAAUACGGCCAGAGAUUAGCUAUUAAUUGUGAAGCUAAGGGCUUUCCAAUUCCCGACAUAUUUUGGGAGUUUCACUCAACAGACGGCCGGGUUAUUAGACUGCCAAAUAAAGACUACGACAGCACAGUAAACACUCGUGAAGAAUCGGAGCAAUUUAUGCGGACAUCUUGGAUGCAAGUCGGUAAGAUGACACGUGACCAUAUCGGCACCUAUCAAUGUAUUGCCAACAACAGUAUAGGGGACGUCAGCUCGGAAUCUGUAGUUUCUACUUUAUAAAAUAAUUAUAAUAACAAAUUUUAU
This is a messenger RNA of Cotesia glomerata, 1548 nucleotides long. RefSeq names its product insulin-like growth factor-binding protein-related protein 1. NCBI's taxonomy places the organism in Eukaryota, Metazoa, Arthropoda, Insecta, Hymenoptera, Braconidae. The record is from RefSeq and is a predicted model, not a curated record. Gene Ontology annotation, molecular function: insulin-like growth factor binding. The coding region runs from base 730 to 1524 and encodes 264 amino acids. The transcript is spliced from 5 exons. Gene Ontology annotation, biological process: regulation of signal transduction; regulation of cell growth. Gene Ontology annotation, cellular component: extracellular region.